AUGUCGCGAGCGGUUUGCAUUAACGAGUUAUUGUGUUAUUUAUUUAAUAAUUCUGACAAAAUUGACGACGCGGAAUUCAUUUACGAAAUAAUGGAUUUCUAUAAUUGUGAAGAUAUUAGAAUAGCAAAAAAAAUACUUACCAGCGAUCUAGAUGCAUUAAAUCUAGAAAAAGAUGAUAAAAUAAAGCCAAACAGUUCUGGAAAUUCUAAAAAGGACAACGUUAGUGAUUUAAUACUAACAAUAAAAACUAUUCUGAGCAACAAAAUUGAGAGCAAAUUGCCUCAGUAUGCUGCUCUCAACCUUUUUAAAAUUCCAAGCUCAAAAAAAGCUAAAUUUGAGUCAAUUCUUGACGAAAAGUUAAAAAAAUUAGAAGAACUAUUUAUUGAAGAAAGAAACAUCUUCCGAGAAAUGGUAAAUAAUGCGGCUAUUAACAAUAGCCCAAAAGUAGAAAGAAAGCAGCAAUCCGAUUGCAAGACCGAAUCGAGCAAGCAAUCUGACUGGUCAGAGAUUGUAAAACGUAAAAUUAAAAAGAGCUCAAAUGUUCAACACGUGGCGAAUGUUAAACACGUGGCGAAUGUUCAACACGUGGCGAACAUCAACAUGUUGAAAACAAAGAAAAAAACACACAACACUAACAUAGCAAAUAUGAAAACAGUUAUAGGCACCCAAACUGAUAAACAAACAAAUUUGAAAGCGAUGAAACAUUCGCCAAAAGAAAAAAAAAGCAAACGAGGCGAAGGUGUUGGUGUGUUCAUAAAGCAUGACAUCAAAUAUGUUGUAAAUGAUAACAGUGCAUUUGAUGAUGAAAAUGUCGACGUUCUCCGUGUAGACGUUGAAUCGGGGCAUGCUUAA
This is a messenger RNA of Helobdella robusta, 852 nucleotides long. RefSeq lists its product as hypothetical. NCBI's taxonomy places the organism in Eukaryota, Metazoa, Annelida, Clitellata, Rhynchobdellida, Glossiphoniidae. The coding region runs from base 1 to 852 and encodes 283 amino acids. The record is from RefSeq and is a predicted model, not a curated record. The transcript is spliced from 2 exons.